Messenger RNA from Chelonia mydas (Green sea turtle), 601 nucleotides. RefSeq names its product cytochrome c oxidase subunit 7B, mitochondrial. NCBI's taxonomy places the organism in Eukaryota, Metazoa, Chordata, Testudines, Cheloniidae. The transcript has 3 exons. The coding region runs from base 250 to 456 and encodes 68 amino acids. Gene Ontology annotation, biological process: mitochondrial electron transport, cytochrome c to oxygen. The record is from RefSeq and is a predicted model, not a curated record.
CCGUGUAGCGCCCCUUCCUCGCCGCUCCGCAGCGACCUGGUCCGCACUGGAACCCAGCCCCCCCCGACCCCUGCAGUCAGUUGCCGCCGCGAGCCCGUUCCCCGUCCGGGUAGUCUCCGCCGAGGCGUGGGGAAUGGCGUGGGCACAGGGGUCUGCUCAUAUGGAUGCUGUUGGAGGAAUGAGACCUUGGAUUGUUACUUUCCAAGGCAGAGUGGGCGCUAUUGAUAUAUACUGGAAGCCUACGGAUUGAUGGCUCGGGGCACUCAGUGGAUUGCAGCAAGACAGAGUCACCACAAACAUGCAUCUGACUUCCAUGAUAAAUAUGGCAACGUUAUACUACUUGGUGGAGCCCUAUUUUGUGCCUCCAUUUGGGGAUAUGUGGCAACACAAACUGGAAUUGAGUGGAAUUUAUCACCUGUUGGCAAAGUUACCCCAAAAGAAUGGAGAGAGAAAUAGCCUUUCCUUAUUCUGGACUGAAAUGUGCAGUAAUCCUGAACUGGUCUGAAACUUUCAUUUAUGCCAUACAUGUAAUGGCAUCUGUUCACUGAUUAUUGCUAUCUGUGAUGUGGCAUUACUGGUUUAAUAAAUAUAUUUAAAAAUU